AUGUUAAGAUCAGCGAAAGCUGAGAUGGGGAACGUGAAGGAAGAGAACGAGAGGCUGAAGCAGCGGAUAUCCAAGAUCGCCAACGACUACCACUCUCUCCACACCCAUUUCCUCCAAAUUGUUGACCACCGACGCGGUGGUGGUGUUGCUAAUAAGAAGCCCAUCUCCAAGCCCGAUCCGGCGGCGGAGGAGGAAGAAUCCGACGAGCUAGUCUUCUCCCUCAGCCUCGGCAGAAGCGCCGACAAAAAGGAAGGGAUUUUGGGGAAAAGGGAUUCUUCUAAGGACGGAGUAGGAGUAGUAGUAGAAGAAGGGCUAUCACUUGGGUCAAUGGAAUAUUAUUCUGCCAACCCGCCGGAAAUUAAUGAUGAUACCAAGAUAAGGUCUUCGUCGACGGAGGACGGUAAGGACGAGGAGGAGGAGGUGGUGGCGGCGGAGGCGUGGCCGCCGAGCAAAGUUCUCAAGACGAUGAGGACCGGCAGUUCGGAUGACAAACAGGAGGAGGAGGAGUUGCAGUUGCAGCCGCAGCUCAAGAAAGCUAGGGUUUCUAUCCGAGCCAGGGUCGACACUCCCACGAUGAGCGAUGGGUGUCAAUGGAGGAAAUAUGGACAGAAGAUAGCCAAAGGGAAUCCAUGCCCGAGAGCUUACUAUCGCUGCACCGUCUCCCCAACUUGCCCUGUUAGAAAACAGGUUCAAAGAUGUGUGGACGACAUGACAAUCUUGAUCACCACAUACGAAGGAACCCACAACCACCCUCUUCCACUCUCGGCAACAGCCAUGGCGUCCACCACGUCGGCAGCUGCAUCAAUGCUUCAAUCCUGUUCCUCUUCCUCCAACCCUAACUCCUCCAUUUCCAAUCCUUCCACCGCCACAAGGCCACUCCACCAGUUCUACUUCCCAAACUCUUCCAUCUCAACUUGCAACUCUCACCCAACCAUCACCCUCGACCUUACCACAACCUCAGCCCUCAGCACCACCAACACCAACAACAACAACCACCUCUUUGCCUUCAACAACAAUCGAUCAUCGCCAUCGAAUUUGGCUCCUAGAUACUCCUCCUCUUCCACGCUCGACUUCUCCAACUCCUCCUCCGUUGUCUUGCCUUGCAACACAAGCAACAUGAUGUUAGGUUACUACUCGUCGACCUUCGGUAACUUGUUGGGGAAGCAACCGCCGCAGCCAACACCACCGCCACAACAUUCGCAUCAAGAGCAUUACCAACCAAACGGCACGCGAGUUGGAGCUGAUGAUGAUGAUCACAUGACAAUCGCCGCCGCGACCAAGGUGAUUGCUUCCAACCCAAGUUUCAGGUCCGCGUUGGCCGCUGCGAUCACGUCGUUCGUCGGGAAUGGUACAGGAGCUCGCGAUGAGGUUCAUAAUCAGGAAGGGGAACAACAUCAGCCAUUUACAGUAUUUCAAGGUAGUAACAAUGCAGGGAAUGAUAACGUCAUGAUGAGCUUGUUCCCGCCAACAGCAGCCAAUGCUGCAGUGGUGCCUAGAGUGCUUUUGUCGUCGAACAAUCGGGCAUCUAUAGGCCGUCCGUUUUCAGCUGCUAAUAGCGAGGAUCGGGUUGAAUAG
Linum tenue is the source of this 1575-nucleotide messenger RNA. NCBI's taxonomy places the organism in Eukaryota, Viridiplantae, Streptophyta, Magnoliopsida, Malpighiales, Linaceae. The record is from the annotation of a GenBank genome assembly.